AUGACAUCUCUACCAGCUCUGGUCCCAUUCCCAGAGACGGCCUGGAGAGAUCAUCUCGUCCCGGAAGAAUGGGAGGCCUGUCUCGAUGCUUGGAUUGCGCUUACUGGAGCGCAUCUCUCUUUACCCCCUGCGGACUUUUCUCGACUGGCAAAGACAGAUGAAUCCUUGCCAAUAUUCCUCAAGACAUAUGCUACGGAAUCUGCAUUAUCGCCCUCCUCCGUACCGCUCUCGAAGACAAACCAGCUCCGCAAGCUUUGCUACCUCCUUUCAAGGAGAGCUUUGGAUCUUGAGUAUCCUCCGGAAUCCAUUCUCCACUGGGAGUUUCUCUCGGACCUCAGCAAAAUCUACGGUCUCAAGAAUGGCGGCAAGCUCGUGUCUCUGGCAUGGAAGCGGCAUUUGGCUUCACUGGAAAAGUCCCUGGCCUCGCUCAAAGCUUCUCUAAUCAAGGAACUAGAAGGUGGACUGAAGGGGAAUUUGAAGAUGGCCGAGUUGAGUCUCAAUCGACUGAACCAUCUUCUCCAUGCGUCUCCUGAAGCUGCCUCGUUCUUCAUGGCUGGUAGUGAUUUUGUGGAUUCUCUCAUCAGCUGCUACAAGAUCAUGAAUCCUCCUCUACGGAAAGCCAUCGUCUCAACUUUAUAUCUUUGUUUGAUAGGACUUACGGAAGGCGAGAAGCCAAAAUUCUCGUCCCUGGUCGACCAGCUUUACUCUCUAAAAGCUGCUGCAGAUACGCACAAGGCUGGACCGACAAACGUUAACGAUUCACUGAUUGCUGAGCUGGUAACUGACACUCCUGUUUUGAAUCAAGUCCAGCAACGAAUUGAUGCAAGUGGGUCCGGCUCCGUCAGAGCCAAAUCGGUUCUUAAAUCUCUUGCGGAGUUCAAGAAGCCUACCACGGGUCGUCCAGUGCGACUUAACAGGAGCAAGGGCAACAAGGGGAAGGGUAUUUCCAUUGAAGAUAUCAAUGGUCAUGGACAGAUUCACGUCCACAGAAUGAGCUUAAUUUCCCAAGUCCAGGACUUGUUUCCGGAUCUUGGAUCUGGGUUCGUCGUUAAGCUUCUCGAUGAGUACAAUGAUAAUGCGGAGCAAGUAAUUGCUCAUCUCUUGGAAGGUUCUUUGCCACCGCACCUCGAAAGUGCAGACCGAUCAGAAGAGCUUGAUACAAACUAUCAGCAUAUUCCUGAUAUGGCGCCUAGCUCUACACCUCCUCUAAUGCCUACUCGCCGUAAUGUCUUUGAUGACGAUGAAUUCGAUAAGCUGGCCGUCGAUGCUUCAAGAUUGCACUUCGGACACCGAAAUCCGAAUCAGAAUGCAGAUGAUGUCCUUCAGGACCGAGCUAAUGCUCCUAGCAAAGCAGCGAUCCUUUCAGCAUUGGCUGCCUUCGACUCAGACGACGAUGAAAGAGACGACACCUACGAUGUCGAAGACGUCGGAGGAACAGUUGACUUCGCAGCCCCUGGGAAUAACCCAGAGGAGAACAUCUCAGACGUUCGAGAUGCACAUGAUGAAGCUCUGUUCAAGGCUUACAAGGCUACCCCUGAUGUCUUUGGCCGUGAUGCUGCAACUCGUAGAGGAAAGCCCAGAGAGAUGCUCAAAAAUGAGACUGGAAUGACUGACGAAGCAAUUGAAGGGUGGGGUCUUAUGCUGUCUCGCGACCAGAAACAGAUGCGGAAACUGGAGGCAAAGUUCUCCAACUUUACAGGAGCUCAGAGAGAUUUGGGCCCUACCGCCUGGAGAGCGAAUGGAUCCGGCACCGAAGACUCUGAUAAUGCAAACGACCGAGGAAGGGGAGGUAGAUUGCGGGGCGUUCCUCGUGGUGGAGGCAGAGGUCGGGGACGAGGCAACGUCGCCGGACCAACUGGUGAUAAGGAAACCGAGGCUGCUCGCAAUCGAAAGGAAGCCAACAAGGGCUCGAGGGCGAAUCAUAAUAGGAGAGAUCAGAGGGCACGUAAGAUGGCUCGAGGAGGCUUUCCUGGUUGA
This is a messenger RNA of Drepanopeziza brunnea f. sp. 'multigermtubi' MB_m1, 1977 nucleotides long. RefSeq lists its product as uncharacterized. Gene Ontology annotation, molecular function: ubiquitin binding. NCBI's taxonomy places the organism in Eukaryota, Fungi, Ascomycota, Leotiomycetes, Helotiales, Drepanopezizaceae. The record is from RefSeq and is a predicted model, not a curated record.